This is a messenger RNA of Gallus gallus (chicken), 18128 nucleotides long. RefSeq names its product ArfGAP with coiled-coil, ankyrin repeat and PH domains 3 (gene ACAP3). Gene Ontology annotation, cellular component: cytoplasm. The transcript is spliced from 25 exons. The record is from RefSeq and is a predicted model, not a curated record. Bases 12348 to 14828 code for a protein of 826 amino acids. Lineage: Eukaryota; Metazoa; Chordata; Aves; Galliformes; Phasianidae. Gene Ontology annotation, molecular function: GTPase activator activity; protein binding.
GUCGCUGCCAGAGAGCAGGGAGGGAGAAUUUGCUGAAUGGAAGACUAUUCAGUAAACUGAAAUACCUCACUGCAUUUUAAUAGGCCUUUAUAUCAUUUGAACAUAAAUGAGAACACUAGAAGAAGCCUGUACUUGUGUAUAUAUAGCAUAGUGCAUAGGAGCCUUAUCUGUCAUUGUAUGUCUCUUGAAGAGAGGUGUCAGUUUUUGCUAAACAUUAACGUGCUAAUUUGGAGUCAGCAGAGCACCAUGCAACCAAAGCAUGAAGUUGUAUUCAUCUUGCUUCCAAACUGUCUAAACAUACACCUCCAGCCACUCUGCUGAGGGAGAAGAGCCAUAAACUGACAUUUAGCAUGCUUCAAAGAAUGGCAUAUUUCUAUAGCUGUGCAGAGCAUGUGCAAAACAUUAUGAGCACUACUACCAAAACUAGAGCUAGGCUAUGCUCAGGCACCGAACCUCUUCACCCAUGGAAAGACACACUGGAAGCUGUUGUAGGGUUUGUGUUUCCACAUCUAGCCAAAGAGAGCACCAAAUACCACGGAAACAUCUUGCAUAAAUGUAAAUCCAAAGAGGGCUUCAGCAACAGAAGGUUGGCAGCAGAACUGCAGUAAAACAAGGCAGUCAUCAUUUUGCUUGCAUGUUAGCAUGUCAGUGGUUGGAUUCAGUGCUUUGUGUUGGUUAAUGACACGCUGCCAUUCUUCAACGUCCUGAUUAAACAGAUCCACACCACUGAAUAGCCGUACUGUGAAGUAAUUAAGGUACAAUUUCUCCCCUUUUUUUAAUAAAUGAAGACACAGAUUGAAAGACAGUUUACAAUGCUUAUUCAGCAUGAACAAAUCAUGUUACUGGGAGCAGCUGUUUACACUAGUGGGACUAAAUGUGUUAUCCUCAGGUCCUUUACAGCCUUCCCAAGUUCAUGGAGAGCCACGCUGCAUCAAGUCAUCCCAUUUUCCACCCUAGAAUGAAGCCAUUCUCUGCUAUAGUUGCACUGAACAUAGCAAGGCAUGAAGGGUCACAACUUAGUAUUGUUUAAAUGUGAUCUUACCAGCAAACGACAUAGAAGAUUGCACAAGUAAGUUUAGAUUGAUACCAAAAACGUUAAGUGAGGGCUCAGCUCUGGCUCUCUGCUGUGUUUAUUUGGGAGUAAGAUUUAUGCUCAGCAGGAAGCAAAAUCAGGAAUUUGGGAUGCUGGGACAGCAUGGUUUUCAAGUGCAGGAGUGCAAAGAGCUUGCAGGGAACCGUUGCUGUCUGUGCUUCCCGUCUGGCUCUGAUGGGAACUGCUGCCUGGUGCUGCCUGCUCCCACAUCCCCCAGCACCCAGACACUGAGUUCUGUUCACACACCAGUGAAAAGAGAAGCGAGCAAUGUGGUUUUCACGUCUCAGUGUCCUUUAUCUGCUUGGAGGUUCUUGUAGCACUCAAAAACUGUGCUGAGACCACCUGCUUUCACCUGCAGAGCAGGGAGCUGAUGGCACGUGCUGGCUGUGUGAGCGUGCUCUUUGCAAAGUGCUAAUAUCCAAAGCCCAUCCUGCAGUCUCUCCCUGCACUGCCUGGUGGGACUCAGACGAUCAUGGAGCUGAGCUGGCUGGCUGCUUGUAGUCCUUGAGCAGGAAAGGAGCCCAAGCUAAUAGCUCUGAUGACAAGUUCAAGUGUUUAAGCAGACGAUAGGCUCGAAAAAGGGUUGUUUUUUUCAGUGGAGCCUUUGGAAAAGAAAAACCAAACAAAUGAGAAUGGAGAAGGAGGGGCACGAGGACCCUGCAUCUCAUCAUCAGUUGGGUUUUACUUACAUCAGCAGAGCUUCUGCUUCCUCACCUCUGUUUUUUUUACUGCAGAAAACUCCCUCCUGCUUCCAGGAGCAAAAAAGCAUUGGCGUGACCUUUCGCAUCUGCAUCGUGCUCAUUGCCAUCUGCAGAGAGAUUUUAGUCAAGAUUAGAAAUACAGCUUAUUCCAUUAUCCUGGAACAAAAAUAGGAGACUCGAGCCACUGAAAACAGCUCUUCUAUUGCCAUUUUCUCCAUUAAGCAAUUGGUGCUGUUUAUCCCAAAGACACGAGGUUUAAUGAUGAGCAAAAUCCCCUCUACGCUCCUUAGUUCACACGAGCAGCAGAAAAUGAAUUGCUAUUUACAAAGCAUUGCAUGAACCCCAGAUAAGGUAAUAAAAGCAAUUCAGUUCAAGUUGCUUAAAUGAGUGGCUUGUAUAAGGUGUUUUCACCUGUUUUUUUCUCACUUAGCCAAGAGACAGCUUAGAUCUCUGUCUGAGCCAGCAGUUUCCCCAGGGAGGGGAUCUGCAGGGCUCAUGUUGUGCAUAUAGGAUGCUCUGUGAUUCAUCAAAAGGGAAGCAUCUUGGGUAUAGCAGGGGCUGGGGAUCUGAGAGCAGGAUGGCUGCGAGGAAAUAGUUAAAAAGAACAGGUAGCAGAAAGCAUUGCUGCUCCAGCGAGCAGAAGUGGAUCAGACUGGAGCAUGGAAUUAGCAUCACUCUUACUAUAAAUAGAUUUAUCUGGGCCAGAGGAAAUCUCGGCCAUUUUGGCCAGAACCACGAGUCACCUUUAAAUGAAGCAGAUCCUCCUGCUAAGAGAUGCUUCAGCCUGAACCACAACCAGGGGCUGGUGGGCAGAAAAUAGAGCAGGUCCUAUCACAAAGCCAGGGACACCUUCCAUGCCAUAUUCACUUCCCAUGACCUGCCUGCAGACCGGAUGGCAGCGAGGAUGCAGAGCUGCAGCAGUCUCCCUGCAAAGCUAAACUGAACCAACCACAGCUUCCUGUGUUGUCCAAUCUCCCAGCCAGCUGAGGGCUGCCCAGGGUGACAUUUGGCUUAACCCUCUCCUGCUAAAUGUUGUAUUUUUUAAAAAAAGUAUUGUUAUUUAAUGACAGAAGAGCCAAGGGAGGGGUUGGAAAGAAAUGAAGAGUAUAGAUCUAUGUGUAUUGUGUGUAUUCCCCGAAACAAGGAAAGAGCUUUAGGUGCCUUGACCCCAAACUUCCCCCCCAGUCUCACUCCUUGGGAGCUCUCCCAGCCAGGUGGAGCUGUGGGUUAGUGCUCACUUUGUGGCUGCAUUGACAGGUUCCCCUCUCCCUUUCCCCAGCCCCUCAGCCCAUCCUGGUGUUUGUCCUUUUGCAAGUUCUCUCUGGAUGUUAUGCUUUUCUUCUGAUUUAUGGUUUCCUGUGGGCUCGGAGGAAUGCGAGGCAGAAGCAGCGUUCUGCUUUGUCACUUCUGAGCAGAAAGGGAAACAGAGAUUAGCAGCAACAGCUCUCGGGUUUUGUGGAGGUUUGCAAGCUGACAGCAAAGCUUUCGGGAGGAGCAGAGCUGCCCUGUGAUGGGGCAGGGGCUGGCUGCCCUGCUUGGACACUGGGAGUGCACAGAGCUUGGCUGGAAUCAUUGCAGCCAUUGUCCCCACUGAGCAAGAGCACAGACCCAGGUCUAUGCUAUGAAACACAAAGAGCAACCAUCUAUUUCUCACUCCAGAUGAUUUUUAUUUUAGAUAGUCUGAACGUGCAGGAACCCUCCACAGAACAGAGCAAAGGCCUCAGUGAAGACUUGGCAAGCAAGCAAUGUGAACCUUCCCUUCUGCAGCAGAUCUGAGAAUAAACUGCUCACUGCACAAAGGGAGCCUUAGAAAUGUGAAGAUAAAGAACACAGAAACCAGGAUACUGUGUGUUAUUACUGCAUAUCCUCUAGGAGCAUGUGGUGUUUUUGUAGUGCAUUUUGGAUCAUCCCAGUGUCUGGGGUGGAGACGAAGCCCUCUUAGAGCGUGAGCUGGGAGAUGGGGUGAGUUGGGAUGGGGUGGGUUGGGAUACAAACUGCCUGGUUAGAGCCCAUAGGUUCGGGGCUGGGAUGAAGGCUGAAUGGAGUUGGUUGGUUGGUUGGUGUGUCACAGUCACCAGGUUUCAGGAGGUUUCUCUCCGUUGUUUUCCAAGUCAGGCUUGUGUGAUCUCAGUGAUUGAGAAUCCAGGGCUGUGGCUUGGCCUUAACUCAGCCUCAAAUGAGAGCCAGGCACUCCUCCCCAUACGAACUCCAUCUCCUCGGCCUGUUUCUGGCCACAGAACCCUACAUUCCCCCCAUUGUGCCUCCCCAUCUGUCAGACCUGUUGUGUUCUCCCUGCCUUUUGGGCUGGUGUGAGGAAUACUUCCAAAUGGGGAUCCUGCUAGACCCCUCAACAAGCUGUCCAUAGGUCAGGGUCUUUGAACACAGCCUUCCUGCUAUCACAGGCCACAAACUCUUCCCUUGCUGCCACUCUCCAUGCAAAGUACAGCCCCGAAGGGUGCCAAGUCGCUGUGGCUGUUGGAACAGCAUCCUUGGCCUGGCAGAUGGUUGGCUAACCAUCCCUAUUGGAUGCCUGUGAUGGCUGGUUAGUGCUACAGGUGGGACUGACAGUUCUUCCCAUCUUUUCUCCUGUUGUCUUAUAUUCUUACUUAAAGACCAAAAUCCAGAUGUACUGAGCACAAUUUAGACAGGGAAUGGGUUUCUUCCCAGCAUUACCUGAACCAUUUCAGCACGCUGUGUGUACGUGCUUAUUGUUGGGUCCAUUACAUACCAGGCUUGAGAACAUCUGGCUUUCUUCCCAGAUUCCAGUCUGGUGGCAAUACGUACAACUUCCAGCUUGCUUCUGUUGAUUACCUUUCAUUUUUUAGUAGAGGUUUGAGGUAUAUUUCUCUAGCAGUCAGUGCAGACUACUGAGAGAUUAGGAGGAUCGAUUCUGUUUCUGGCUUUUGUGUUGACUUCAUUGGGUCAUGUUACUUCUCCCAUGCCUCACUUGCCUUCCCUUGCAGUUUUCCUGCCUUAUCUACUUAAGCUCGCUGGAGCUGUGAUGGUCUCCUUCUGUAAGACUGUAUAAUUUCAAGUUCAUAGGGGUCUCAGUAUGCAUGAGGAAUGCAGUUGCUACAGCAGUGCCAACAUUAGUGUCCUUUUCUUGCCUCACUUUUCAAUGGGUGUGUAUUUUGUAAGCAUUAACUAGUAGCCAAAACGAGUACAGAAAAACGUAGCCUUUGGCUUGACUAGUCAUGUAAAGAUAUUAAUAACCACAAACACAAAGGGAAUGAUUAAGGAAUAGGCAGUGCUCCUAAUUGAAUGCUUCUUCCCCAUUCAUGGGAGGAAGGGUGUGAAAUCUUUCUUAUGCUUGCCAGCUCUUAUUACAGGAAUCAGUCAUUAGCCCCGUUUGUGCGACAAGUUAGUCUGCAGUGCCCUGCCAACUCUUAGGGCAGAGCUGGGUUUUCUUUGGGGCCCUGAGACGAUCAAGGAGUGCAGGUUUGCAGGAGUUUUCUGCCAUUUUUCCCCCCAUUUUUUUUUUAAUUUCAGAAACAGAAAGGGCUGAAAAAUUGAUCAAAGGCCAUGCCAUUUGCAGCCUACAGCUUGCUGUGUUAACUCUUGGCCCUACUGAUGGCAUAAAGCAAUCCGACCAUGCUGUCCUUCGAUGUGUGAUCUCUCCUAUGCAGCUCUGAGCAGGAGAACCUCUUUCCCGGGGAAAGGAAGCAGUUGUUAGCACAUCUGUGAUGUCCAGUGCUUUUCUGAAGGUUCUGCAGCCUUUCCUGGCAGCUUAGAGCAUCUCUGGAUGAUCCAGACCAUGCAAAUGAGGGCUAACAGAGUUCUUCCUACAGUCCUUUGCCAGACAGGGAUGUCAGAGGUAGGUAGAUCUGGAGGGUUUUGCAUGGAAGGAGAGUAAAACCUUCUGCCAGUGUGGUGCAGAGCAUCGUAUCUCACUGCUUGUCCUUUCAGACCUGUAGAGGUGGAAGGGAUGCACCUGGAUGCACCAAAUGGCUUUUGGCUUUUGGUCAUGUUGGUCUGUCUGACACAGGACAGAGGUCAGUGUGUUUGAAGAAUGUGAUAAGGUAAAUCGAAUUAAACAGCACUGGACCAAAGGAGAACACGUUAAAAUCUGCACUGGUAUAUCAGUGUAACUCCUAGGGGUUUCUGCAGUGGUAAUUAAACACCAGGCCAGGUGUUGGUUGUGGAAACGUGCUGAGUGCAUGCGUUGGGUUGGUACAAAUGAGAGCAUUUAGGCUGGUGGGGGUGGAAUUGAAUGUCUGAAAAGAAAGGCAGAACAUUCACAAAAAAAAAAAACAAGUCUCAUUCAGUCCUGAGUUUGCUUUGUGAUUUCCUUGUGAAUCAGGGAAGGAAAAGAGAGUGGGAGGAGGGGAGAGAAAAGAUAUUCAGAACCCAGUCCAAAAGCAACCCCACACCCCCAGGCAAUAUCUCUUAUUUAAGACAUUUGUUUCUUCUGGCAUCGGGAGGAAACCUUUCCAGACAUUGUCCUCUGAGAACUGUUCAGUAUUUGCAGUUAAAAGGGCAGUGUGUGUGUGUAAAUAUGUAUGUGCUGAGAAGGGGAAGGAAGAAAAAAUAACUGUUAUUGUAACGCAAAGGACAGAUUUUUACUUUUUGGACCCAAGGGUUCACAGUGAGCCAGGUAAAGGAUUUCAUUUCAUGGAACCCUUUGUGAUCUGCAGGGCUUUAACUGCACGGAGCACCUCCAGCUCAUCCCUGUGAUUGCCUUCUCUGGAGAUGGUGAGGGUUCAGUUAUGAUUGCCUUGGGACUGUGUAUGUAUUCCCAAGUGUCCAGAACACUGGAUAAGAAGAGCAGUUGUUUUCUUAUCUGUCUUUAUGCAUCAGUAACAACAUCUCUUCCUGUUCUACCAGGAGAGGCCAAGCAAAUUUCUUAAUCUCCCCUGCACUUUGACCUGGAGAAGGAGAGCUGAGCUGCUAGUGUAGAAAUGGUUUGCCUUGCAAAGCAUGCUGGCUGCAAGCUGCUCUUAGGUGCCAGCUUGGAAGACAUCCAGCAAGCACCUCAAGCCAGCCAGCCCGUGCAUUGUGUUCGUGCAGAGACCGUUGCAGUGAUGGGGAGACUGAGCUAAUCCAAUUGUUCUGAGCACCAGGGUGAGGGCUGCUGGGGGUUGAGAUGAUGGGCAUGUUCUCCAGCAAAGCAUGGCACCAGUAAGAACACAGUGCCACGGAGAAAGUGUCGUUCUGCUUCUUGGUAGCUUCUUGUCAAGGCUGGGGGCUAUUCUGGAAAAGAGGCUUUCAGCCAGCACAUUGCUUUUAAUGGCAUGCGUGGUCUUGCAAAUUAGUCAAAAAGCCAUAUUGGCCUUUAAAUCCAGCGUGCUAUAAUGUAUUGAGCAAAGGCCCAUUAGUGCCGUGCAAAGAUGGGGGGGCUGGGGCACAACCUGCUUUAGCAGAUGUGAAAGGAAGCUGAUCAGCUAAUCCAAAAGCACCUAAGACUGCCAUACUGCCCAUUGCCCUGGGAUCUGUGGCACGGCUUGUUUUAACCUGCACCGUGUGUGCAAACCGCCCAGCAGGAUUAUGUUGGAGGCUGCACUAAUUAAGGGAUUAUCUAAUGAAAGUGGUAGAUGCUCUCUCUGCCUUAGAUAACGGGACGCUGCUCCUUCUGGAGCCAAGAUGGAGAUCCAAGGGCUGCCACAAGCUCACGGGUGUUUUUUUCCCAUAUCGGUGCUGUUCUGAAGAUUGCUGUCCUCAGGGUCAAAGCAGCUCCUUCCCUCUGGAGGCACAGAAACAUUUGGCAGCGGCAGGUGUUGGCGAGGUGAAAUCCAUGGAUGGGAUCAGCGCUGUGUGCUUGGAGGCUGAGGAGGAGGGUGCUCAGCUCUGCCCCACUCCCAGCCCACGUGGCGGCCGUUUGUGUGAGAUGUCAGUGAGCUCGAGCUGCUCUUGGCGUGACUGCCUGAGAGCUACUGGCUCGGUGAUGCAAGUCAGGCCAGAUGGUCCCAACCAGCCCUGCUGCUGGCAGGCUGCGAAUCUGUGAAUUCCCACUUUAUUUUGCCAUCAAUUUCCAUGAUAAUGUUUCUGCUAGCAGCUUUCAUCAGUUCUCCUGCAGCACAGCACUCCUCCACCCACGGGAAGGUUGGGGCAGCGGGGCCACGGGCGGUUCAGCCCUUCUGAGGCAUCACCGAAAUGCCUUCAGCACCUUGAGUGCUCCCAAAAAGCUGGUCGUGACUGGGCAUGGGAUGGGGACAUCUCUCCAGGCAGGGAGAGCUGGGGACAGCAGGGCUGCUGUGGCAGAGGCCACAAGAGAAGGCCUUGUCUGAGGCCUCGGGUGGGUUGGGGGUGCGCUGUCAGGCAGUGCGGGAUGGUGCCGUGCCCUCAGAAUGGGCCCUGUGUGCUCCUCUGCUCCGUGCUGCUGGAACAAGGGCUGGAGUGUGUGUGGGCAUCUGUGCUUGGAGGUCGGGGGGAUAUUUGUCACUGCCACUGCACUGAAGGGACACCUGCCCUUGGCAGUUUCCAAAGUCGGCGUUUGUCUGAGCGGUUUUCCUGCCACAGUCCCUCUUUCUCUCUCAGUUGGCACUUCAGAGGCUGCCGAGGGACAAGGAGGCUUCAGAGCAAGGCCAGGUGCACGCUCAGCUUGUGGUGUGUGUGGAGCAGGAGGGGAGCAGGGAGCGAGGCCUGAGCCAGGACAGCCCCAGAGCUGGCUGUCCGGAACUGGAGGGACACCCCUGGAGACAGCAGAGGUUCCCAUCAGCUGGGAUUCUACCCACAAGAGGCCCAAAGCCCUUCUCUCCUCCUCUCUUGCCCUCCCCCUGGCUAGCCUACCCUUGCCGUGCUUUUCCGAGUUUCAAGCACACAGGCUCAGCAUCUCCAGCCAGAGUGCGUGUGUGUGCAUGCAGCUGUGCAUGUGUGGGGAAGAGUGGUUAUUUCGGGGUGAAAGAUUGCUCUGCAGCAAUAACCAUGGUAGACUAAACAAAAUCUUGCACACAUCUGCAGUCCAGCUACUUCUGGUUCCAGGCAGGAGCUCACACAGCAUAGCAGCGUCCACCUCACAUCUGCCAGUAGUGCUUUUUUUCCCCCCCCAAAAACAGUUUUUCUAUGGAAUUCCAAUGACUCGUAGGCUCUGAGUCUGCCUGCCAUCCCAGACAGCAGAAAGUUUUCUUCUAUGGCCUCAUGUUAUGGAUAUCACAUAGAUUGGUGAUGAGACACACAGCCUUCAUUUUAAUGGUCUGACUGAUCACUUGUCUCAUGUGAAGUUGUAGUUUCUGGUAUCGUGUGAUUGCAUGGGAUUGAAAGAGAUGGGAUUGUCACAGAGCAAUGCAUUUCCACAGACAAGGACAGAUAUGGUGUCCUUGCAUUAGGCAAUACCUGGAAUGAAAGAGAUGCAGUCCUCCAAAAUACUUUGCCUUUAGUUUCCUGCCUGGCUUUCCUCCCUUUUCAUUUGUAUAAAAGCAUAGUAAACAUAUUUCUAUUUAGAGGAGUUUGGCAACCUGCAGCCUGACCUACUGUGACCUGGGAAACAGCCCUUUUCCUCACUUUGUCCAGGCUAGCCUGGGAUGCUCAGCUGUGAUGGAGACACUUGCUUAGUGCCUGGCGUUUCUGUUGGGCUCUGGUUUGUUGGUGUGCACGCCUCCUGUGCCCUGCACCAAGUGCUCUUUGCUAAGCAAUGCAGACGGAGCCAGCCUACAAAAACUGUGCAUACUGCACAUACCUGGCUUAGCAAGAGGCACUCCAGGUCUUUCAUCACACGUGUUUGGGACAGCAAGGCAUCCAGGGGUUCAAGCAUAGCUGCUUGGAGCAUUAACUCCCUAGUUUACUCUUUGCUGGUGUAUCUCUGGAUCUCGUUCAUCCUACUGGCCAUACCAGUGCAACUGGUUUAACCAAGAUAUUUCUUCAUUCCGAUUCCUGUUCAGCAAACUGUUCUAACUUAGCAAGUCAGGUAAAGCAUAUUCUGAGCACUAGGCAUAUUCAUGAAAUCCUAUUGAAUUCUGUGGGAGUGAGUUUUAAAAUCACAUAUCUGCUUGAGGUCUUUGCAUAUGCACGGGCUUCAAAUCUUAGCUGGCUCAGGGAUGUUUCCCCUGAGCCUUUGUCAGCUUAGGCCUUGAUGCUAAUGCACCUUGGUAGCUUUCUUGCUGUAUGACAAUUACCACCAGGACUCAGAGCAGUAGGGCUCCAUCCAUCUCUGUUCGGCGGUGUUCUUCCAGUUGCCACACUUCUUUCCCAGCCUGCAGUGCUGAACGGGAUGAACAUAGACAAGACCCUUUAAGUUCUACUGUUUCUCGUUUGUAUUGGACUGAGGGUAUGCCAUCAGAGCAUCUCAGAGCUCCUCCCUGGCAUCAGCUCAGUCUUUGGACUCCUUUGCAGAGCAGACAAGAACUGUGAGCUCUGGUUUCUCAGGAGCUGUGGAACAAGGACAAGCACAUAGGAGAGGCACCUAUAUUCACAGGCAGUCAGUGAGUCCAGGCACUGAAUCUCACCUUCCUGACACUUGCUGUGAUUCCCUCAAGCCAUGAUCCCUGCUCUGAAGGACAGCUCUUGCCUUUUAAGCAAAGAAGAAAGGUUUUUAAGAACUGAAACCACAAUAAGAUAAAAUAGGAAUUAAUUUCUGCAAAGCCUUUAAUCAGUUAGUUAGUCUGGAGGGAGCAGCUUCCAUCUUUUUGACCUUUCCAUUUCUUUCUACGUUAGUCCCUGCCCUGUCUUGGAGACCUGCACACAUGUCACACUGAUAUCAGGAUGAGCAAGGCUCAGUAUGUCUGUGUGUGUGUCUGUAGGGACCCCAGAGGGUUCAUAUUUAAGAGAGUGGGAGAAAGAAAGGGACAGCUCUGAAACUAAAGGUAGCUCUAUGUUCUCUACUUAUCUGAAUGCUGCGGACUUGAAAGCCAGAGAGCAAAGGCAUCACAUGUGCCUGUUUCCAGCAUAAUUACUCAAAAUCUAGGUCAGUGUUUGCACUGUGUCGAGCAUUUAUGCUUGGGAAGGCUAUUGACUUGUCAUCACUGGGGGUGUGCUAAUAGAUCUCUGGCAAGUAUUACCAGUAAUCUGUUCACAGUAUCUUUGAUCUGAAGAUAUUUGAAUGUGUUGCAGUUGUCAUUAACUUGAGUUCGCAGCGCAGCUUUGUGAAAGCAGCUCCAUUUUGCAGAUGGGGAAGCCAAGGCAGGGAGUGAGCAUGAGCUAUUUCUGAUGGGAGGGCUGAGUCAUUGCCAGAGGUAAGGAUACGACCCCGGAGCAUCAAUAAAACCAGAAAAGCUCAUGGGGGUAAGGAAUAUGGGACAUGCGUUGCCUUCAUCCUACUACUGAAUACAGCUUUGCCAGUGGUUCUGGUUGGGUAUUGUGAAAGAUUUCUUCUCUGAAAGAAGUGGUGAUGCAGUGGCACAGCUGCCCAGGGAGGUGGUGGGGUCACCAUCCCUGGAGGUGUUCAGGAACCAUAGAGAUGUGGCACUGAGGGACGUGGUCAGUGGGCAUGGUGGGGGUGGGUUGGGCUUGGACUUGAUCGUAGAGGUCUUUUCUCUGAUUGUAUGGUAAUAAUAGACGAUAGAGGCCAAUGGGCUCAGUGUCAGCUGAGUUGGUUCCUCUCUUGGAGGAAAAAGGGACCAGUGAGAGAGACGGUGCUGUCCACGUGCUGCAGCCAUGUGGAGAACCAGGUGUUUAGAAGAGGAUGAAUGGGGGUACAGAAGAGCAAAGGCUGAGCACUGGCAUGCACAAGAUUGAUGGAAAUGCAAUGAGGAAGGCUGGUUUGAUUAGAAAUUGUUAUGCAACAGAGCUUGAAAGCUGUGGUGGCUGCUGAUUUUUCAAUGAACAGCACAGUGGGGCUGUGCCUGACCAGCAUGUGGUACGUGGGGUGGAGGGCUUGUUUGGUGAGCUAAUAGAGAAGCAGCAAAGGAGAAGCAGAUGGCAACAGCACUCCCUAGCCAGGCCAUCAACCACCAAGCCACUACAGCCUCAGGUGCAACUUAAUCCCAAAUUAGUGCUGUAUGGCUCCAGGCAUCCCACUGCUGUGUGUGUAAUUGAGGGAGGGCAGAGUCCUUUGUCUGGUAGUGCUCAUGUAAUAGUGACCACACUUAGCUGACAGCAACAGGAUUUAGAGGCCUGCGUGUUCCUCCUGGCUCCUGCUGGGCUUCACCUCCCUCCACUCCUCUCCCCACCAUUGCUCUCCCCAGCUCUAGGUUGAAUGUUCUAGCAGGAGUCCGCUUUGAGACUGGGACCAUCUCACCCAGAGGAAGCAUCUCACCCAGACUCACCCCUUCCCAGCCCACGCUCCAGCUGAGGUGGGAUGCUGAGUUGAUACGUACUGACACUGCCCAGUUUCAGUGCUCCAUAUCCUCACAUCUCCCACGUAUCCCGUAUGCCCUGCUCGUUAUCCUCAGGAACCCUUGGCUUGUGACCAUCUCACAACUGGUUCCAGGCUGUUUCCACAAAGCCAGGCGAAUCGUGGCAUUCAGAACUGGAAGCAGUGGCAGUUGCAGGACCUGGUUGUCAGGGAUAUUGUCACCAUGGAGCUGUUGCCAUGGUGCUGCCUGCUCACACUGACGGAGAGAUGCAAAGUAUGCUUAAUUUUUUGAAGAAAGGCGGAAGAAGGGGCAACCAUCGAUGAAGUGGAAACAGAUGUGGUGGAGAUAGAGGCAAAGCUUGACAAGCUGGUGAAGCUAUGCAGUGGGAUGAUUGAAGCAGGCAAAGCCUACAUCACCACAAACAAGCACUUUGUCAGCGGAGUCAGGGACUUGUCACAGCAGUGCAAGAAAGAUGAAAUGAUCUCGGAGUGCCUCGACAAAUUUGGGGACAGUCUGCAGGAAAUGAUCAACUAUCACAUGAUCCUGUUUGACCAGGCUCAAAGGUCUGUUCGGCAGCAGCUGCACAAUUUUGUGAAAGAUGACGUCCGGAAGUUCAAGGAAACCAAGAAACAGUUUGACAAGGUGAGAGAGGACAUGGAGAUUUCCCUGGUGAAGAACGCCCAGGCGCCUCGGCACAAACCCCAUGAAGUAGAGGAGGCAACAGGAACCCUGACGAUAACCAGAAAGUGUUUUCGGCACCUGGCCCUCGACUACGUGUUGCAGAUCAAUGUCCUGCAGGCCAAGAAGAAGUUUGAAAUACUGGAUGCGAUGCUGUCCUUCAUGCAUGCCCAGUACACCUUCUUCCAGCAGGGCUACAGUCUUCUCCAUGAGUUGGAUCCCUACAUGAAGAAGCUUGCCACAGAGCUGGACCAGCUGGUGAUUGAUUCUGCAGUGGAGAAGAGAGAGAUGGAGCAUAAGCAUGCAAUGAUACAGCAGAGGACCCUCCUGCAGGACUUUUCCUACGAUGACUCAAAGGUGGAGUUUAAUGUUGAUGCCCCAAAUGGAGUGGUGAUGGAAGGCUACCUCUUCAAGAGAGCCAGCAAUGCUUUCAAAACAUGGAAUCGGAGGUGGUUCUCCAUACAGAACAGCCAGCUGGUGUACCAGAAAAAACUUAAGGAUGUCCUCACGGUGGUGGUGGAAGACCUGAGGCUCUGUACUGUCAAGCCAUGUGAAGACAUAGAGAGGAGGUUCUGCUUUGAGGUUGUCUCGCCUACCAAGAGCUGCAUGCUGCAGGCUGACUCGGAGAAGCUGCGUCAGGCCUGGAUUCAGGCUGUUCAAGCCAGCAUCGCUUCUGCGUACCGGGAGAGUCCUGACAGCUACUAUAUUGAAAGACUGGACCGAACUGCUUCCCCAUCAACUAGCAGCAUUGAUUCUGCUACCGACUCACGGGACCGCAACGUGAAAGGGGAGACCAUCUUGCAAAGAGUGCAGAGCAUUCCUGGCAACGACCAGUGCUGUGACUGUGGUCAGCCAGAUCCCCGGUGGGCCAGCAUCAACCUGGGCAUUCUGCUGUGCAUUGAGUGCUCUGGUAUCCACAGGAGUCUGGGUGUCCACUGCUCCAAAGUCCGAUCUCUCACGCUGGACUCGUGGGAGCCAGAGUUACUGAAACUGAUGUGCGAGCUGGGGAACAGCACCAUGAAUCAGAUCUAUGAGGCACAGUGUGAAGAACUGGGGCUUAAGAAACCAACAGCAGGGAGCUCCAGGCAGGACAAGGAAGCCUGGAUCAAGGUGAAAUACGUGGAGAAGAAAUUCCUGAAGAAGCUACCAAGUGGGGAGGCUCUGGCAGAGAAUGAGCGCAAACCUCGACGCUGGUGUGUGAAGAAGUGCCAGAGGAACAACAGCACCACGAAAGCACCCACGGCUCGGAGGAAGUACCGCCACGAAGCAGGCAAUGCAUCACCAGCCAUGCUGUCAUCAGCAGCCACGCUGGAGAGGAAGUUCCGUCGAGAUUCCCUCUUCUGCCCUGAUGAACUGGACUCUCUCUUCUCCUACUUCGACACUGGUGCUGGCUCUGGCCCACGCAGUGCCAGCCACAUCUCUAUGCAGCAUCCGCUAACAGGUGGCCCAUGGAGUGGCAGUGGCAUUGGUCCCGGUGGGAGCGGUAUGCCGUUCCUCCUGGACGGAGGUCUGAGCAGUGACAGCGGGCUUGGAGGAAGCACAGAUGGCAGCACUGAUAUCCUGGUGUUUGGCUCUGUGGUGGACAGCGUGACAGAGGAAGAGUGCGAGGUGUCAGAGGAGUCAAGUGGAGAAGCAGAGAUUGAACAGGAGGCAUCAGAUCUGGAGGACCUGAGGGAGCUGCAUCCUGGCUUGCUGAUCUACAAGGCAGCACAGGCCCGAAACCUGCCGCUCAUGGCAGAAGCCCUGGCACAUGGUGCUGAGGUCAACUGGGUGAAUGAUGAAGACGAAAACAAAACUCCUCUGGUUCAAGCUGUGAUGGGGGGCUCCUUGAUAGCCUGUGAAUUCCUGCUGCAGAACGGGGCAGACGUUAACCAAAAAGAUAGCAGAGGCCGGGCUCCCUUGCAUCACGCCACCUAUAUGGGACAUACUGGCCAGGUCUGCUUGUUCCUCAAGCGAGGGGCAAACCAGCAUGCGGUGGACAGUGACGGGCAGGACCCGCUCAGUAUUGCAGUCCAGGCAGCCAACGCAGACAUUGUUACCUUGCUGCGUCUGGCUCGAAUGAAUGAGGAGAUGCGAGAAGCAGAGGGUCCCUUUGGACAACCAGGUCAAUAUCCCAGCAACAGCCCCACUGAGCUCCAGUACAAGAAGUGUAUACAGGAGUUCAUCAGCCUUAAUAUAGAUGAGUGUUAGUGACAACUUCCCCACCUCCCCUUUGCUGUCUUGAAGUGGGGCUGGAUUUCUGGAAGCCCCAAGAGCCCCAUCCUUGGUAUAUUGGUGUUUCUUGCAGAUUGGUCUGUUUUUGAUGCCUGAGCAUAUGGGUUGAAAUGCACGCAGGAAGGAAUGGGGUCUUUCCUCUUAGUGUGAAGUUCUCAUACUUGACUACUGGAUGGUUGAUUUUUGUGUAGGAGACUCUUGGGGCCUAACCACAGACCAUGACGUGUGGAUUUGUGUGUGUGGAAAGUAUGGGAGAUGAGUUUAGCAUUAAACAAACAAACAAACAAAAAACACAAAACAAACAAAAAAAAGGAAAGAAGAAAAGGAAACCCUCUAUCACCAGGAGAAGCCCAGCAACAAUACGAUCAGACGAACCUGUCAUGUCUCUCCUUCAGUGUAGUCACCGUGCACUGAAUUCUUGUCUGAACGAUUUGUUUGGCAGGGGGUUCUGAUGGGGAGCCCCCUCCUGGCAGUGUGCCCAGCAGCCUGCUUUCUCCUGGGAGUCUGCAGCACCUGCGAGCUGCUGGGACCAGUUUAGAAAACUCAGACGUGACCUCUCAGUCGGGAACGUGGUGUUUCAUGGGGUAGAUACUUCGCUCCAGAAGGCAAAACAGAAGGGGUAGAAUUGAGAGCGAUGGCUGCCCACCUUACUUGCUCUCAGGACUAUUACUAGCCACGCUCCCCUUUUUUUGGCCUUGGUGGUUAGCUGGUCAAAGCCAUAGCUCACCUGCUUUCUGGACCAAGAUGCAGUCUGCACAGUGGUGUGGAAGCAGCGAUGCUAAUCUUUUGAGGCUGGGAGAAGCUUGUCGCUGGCGAUGGGCUUUUUGUGUCAGGGAAGAAAAGCCAAGUCCAACUCCCAGUGCCAAAACGGCUGUCUGCACGAUGCCAUUUGGUUUGGUUUGUUUCCUAGUCAACGGAUUUCUGACUUUGCAUCUCUGUGAAGGAGACUUCUACCUGCAUGUGUAUCCCUCUGUGCUCACCCCGCAUGCUGAAGCAUGUGAGUAGGGCAUCUCAGCAGCUGGCCCAGGGACUCCUGAGUUUCCCAGUUCCAGUGGCCAGCACAGUCUUCUUUUGGUUUCUUUCCUUUCUGGUGUUAUUCUUUGCUGGAGUGGGAAUGUGUUUUGACUCGGAGCACUUUGUUGCUAAUGCUUAUGGUCUGUGUUACAGGGAUCACGCUGCAAUAGCUGUGCAGAGGUGCUGCUGCACCUGGUCCUGUCUCAAGUGGACAUACAGAACAUGUGUACCACUAGUAGAUUGUCCUCUGGCUGGGAAUUUGGAUGCCAAGCUGAGAUGUGCUCCUGUAAGAGCCACUUCAGCAUGCCCUCAAACUGCUGUAGACAUCAGUGUGUUUCAGGACCUGCGGGUGGCAACCCACAGUUGAUAUUUAGCCUGCCUGGGCACCUAGGCUGCUAGGUGUUGGGCCAUAGUGCCUUACAGAUAGUGCUGGGAUCCUGAGGGGGGUCAGGAUCUCACGAGGAACGCAAAAUACCAGGCAGAGUUCCCCAUCCUCCUGCAUUACAUCCGCAGUGAUACACAAUCGCACUGUUUUUCAUCCGAUACCUUUGACUUCUUUCCUUUCUUUGCCAACUGGCUGCUGUCUUGCUGCGGCCCUUGGUGGGUUCGGUCCUUCCAGGUUUAUUUCUAGGGGCGUAGGUCUGUCCUCAGGAGAACAACCAGCUCUUCGCUUGAGAAAGUACCCUCAGAGACUGAACCAGCUGCACUUGGACUCCACCCAUUGUGUGAAGGUGGAAAAACCAAGAAGCUCAGGCUCUGGUAGUUGUCUUCUCAGUUCAAGGGACAGUCCCCGCUUCCUUAGGAAAGUGCUGUCCCACAUUCUGCUUCAGACAGACUGCAGUUUUCUGUCUGUGCAAUCUGGCUUGAAAUUCUUCUUUCUCUUGGGGCUUUCUCAUUCUUGUUCCCUUUGGAGCUGGGAGAUGCCCAGUGCCACAGCCCCAGCUGUGUUGAGAACCUGAAAUAGUCCUAAUGAACACACUGAGCCUGCUGCAGAAUGGUGGCAAGGGGGAAUCUGGCCCCAGGGCCUUUCUUCCUUCCCUAAAUCACAAAAUUCACGAGCUUAGCCCCAUAUGCUUUCAUCACUCCACCUGUUCUGAGUGCUGUGUACUCAGCCCACUGCUGCUGGAUUUGGUCCCCAUUGGACACCCUCCCUGUGAGCUGAGCCUGCUUGUUCUGCAGCCAGCCUUCAGCAGGACUGUUGCCCCAUCAGCACUUCAAUGCUCAGAGCAGGACAGGAACCAGCGUGCAGCCAAAAAACUGCCUUUGCUGCUGGGGUUAGGAACUGAGAGACCUUCUCUAAUGAAUUCUCUUCGAUCCCAUCCCAUCUUGCGCUGAUCUGCAUCACUUUAGACGUUAGAGCUGAUGUGGUCUCCCCAAGUUGUGCUCUUUUCUUGAAGAAGGAGACCACACUUGCAUCAAAGGUGGCGUCUUUAGGGCACUUCAGAGAUGGUAAAAGCAGAAUCCACGUUUCACCACCACCACUGUCCUGCUCUGUCAAUGAAUUUCGGCACGGUUAUCAUCUAGCAACGUUUUUCACAUGCACAACAACUUAAAAGCACCCCAAUUGGUUUUCCAGCUUUUUACGAGAAGGUAGAAAUAGGACUGACCUUUCUGUAAGCCGACGAGGACUGGAGAUGUGGCUUCCAUUUUUGGGUCAUUUGAUUUCACAGUCAGCAUUAGUGACUCAUAAGAACAAUACAAAAAAUCAUGUACAGGUAGGUCCAAUGAAGCUCAGACUCACUGCUGAAGUACAUGAAGUUAAAACAUAUGUAAAUACUGAUGCAAAAAGCAGUGUCUUGCAAGACAAUUUAUUUAACAUGUAUUGGUACUUUAUUUAGAUUCAAUGUAUAAAGCGACUUUGUGCACUUUUCCUACAUACAGUAUUGGGGGGUUUUAUGUUCUUUUGUUAUGGGUUUUGUGCUGUCUUUUUUAAUCAGUGAAAUUGUUAAGUAUUUAAUUUAUUAUUGAUGUGCCCAGAGGACUAGUGCAAUUUUUAUUCAAUACAGUUUGUCUGUAUUUAACGUCAGGAUUUUUUUGUAGCAGUGUUAGGGAAUAUUUUUCAAAUCCUGCCUUUUUUCCCUACCGUUUUCCUUUCUCUCCCUCUCCCCCCCCCACACCUUUUCUCUUCUAUUUUCAUUAUACAGAUGGUGAGGCAUUAAAUGCCUCUAGUUUGUAAUAUAACCAAACACUUUAGUACGUCCUGCGGUUUCUAAAACAAAACAAGGUUCUCCAGGAAAAUAACGUUAAGGAGGCACUUCUCAA